GACGACCGCAGCUGUUAGAUAGCUGGCUGAGCUAUAUUUAACCUAUGGUAGCGAACGACAGUACGUGUUGUUGAUGAAAAAAGAUUUAAAGACGUAUUUUAACAAACGCUAAUGGUUUGGGAUCAGACCGUUGUAUUUGUCCCCGCAUUGAGUGCUACAAUCAGCUCAGCGAAUGUUGGGUAAGAUCUGUCAACAUCAGGUGCGGUUUGGGUAACAUCUGUCAACAUCAGAUGUCCUUUGCCUUUUCCCUGAUGGGUAUAUCUCCAUUCUUGGGACCCUGUACGUCUGGCAAGGAGAGAGGACACGUACUCUGCUGAAACUGCUUGGAGAGAUAUCCGGGGGCUUUUUCUCCAUCUCAGGCUAACUACAAAAAAAGGAAGCAAUGAACUUCCAGGGUAGUCGGAGGCGAGGAGAGGAUGGCAUUGCCAUGGUGAUUGACUUCCUGCUGUCUAAUGCCCGGCUGGUUCUGGGAGUUGGUGGAGCUGCCGUGCUAGGAAUUGCUACACUGGCAGUGAAACGGCUGAUAGAGCGUGCAGGUCGCGCAGCCAAUGAUGAAAAGGUGGAGCAGAAGAUGGCUGAGAGUUGGGAGGAGUUGAGUUUGGUCUCAGCUUCCCCCACACUGAUCAAGAAAGGCAUAGAGGGCGUGGUGAUGAAACAUGUUGCCAAGGCAGCCAGACAGCAGAAAGCUGACCUGUGCCAACAGCCUCAGAUGUCCCCUCUGGAGGUGUCUAAACCUGAGUCAAAGUCCAAGAGGCUCCAGCUGUGUGUCCUUAGUCUGCAGGAGCGGCUGCAGCAGUACUAUCACACGAGGGUGGCACUAGCUCCGCAUGAGGUCCAGAGGGCUCAGUCUCUGGCUCUGGACAUCUGCACUGAGAUCCAGGGCUUUCUGCGCAGCCGCCACCCCGACAUGCCGCUGGGAGAAAUGAGCCUCGGAGGUUCUCUGCUGGAUGACCUGCAGGUGGUCACUGCGGACCAUGCCUGUCUGCUGGUGCCUCUACAGCUGGAAGCUUCUCUGUGGCGUCUCAUCCCGGGAGAGGAAACACUACUCACACACCCGUUGCACUGGAUGGUCCGACGGGUCAAUCUGGAAUAUUUUCCCAGAGGACGCAGCUACUGGGACAGGUACCUGGUGGGUGGUUACCUCUCCGCAGAAGCUGUUGUGAACAUGUUUAGUAAAGCUGUCAUGGAAACUAUAAACUGGCCAUCAAUCAGCAGCACUAUGGACUGUCUUGUCAGACCUGUACUGGGAGGACCGGACCUGAGACUGGAGAUUCGACCUAGUAAUGAAAGAGGAGGAGCAGAGAGCAGUGAUCACCCUCUGUUCAUCUCCAUGUUGCCUCUGCUGAGGCAGGAGGACGUGGUCCUGACCGCCCAGCCUGAGCUCACCUCUCCCUGGGUCAACGCCUGGCAUCUGUCGCUCUACCCGUGGGAAACUCAGCGCCUGGCUCAACUUGACGCGGCUGACAACGGAUACCGCAGGCACACACUCAAAGUCCUGAAGGCGGUGUGCAGACUGAACCCUGCCCUGCGGCCUCUCGAAAGUGCCCCGCUGGCCAAUCUCAUCCUGCACCUCAGUGACAGUGAGAGCGACUGGUCCGAGAUCAGCCUGGAUGUGAGAUUCCAGCAAUGUAUCACAGAGCUGAUUGGCUACCUCGAGCAAUGGGCUUUACACAGUUACUUCAAACCAGCUGUCAAUCUGCUGAGCAGCUUGUCAGAGGACCAGGUGGACCAGAUGGGCUUCAUGCUCUACUGUGCUGUGUCAGAGCCUGAAAUACUGUUCAUAUAACUCCCUGGAAACACAGGAGUAAUAUUAUAUCAUCUAUAAUGUUUGGUUCAGGGUAAAGAUGUAUUCUUCCCACUGCUUACUCUCCCUGUCUAGCUUCUCCGUCUUGCAGUGGUGAAACAUAGAGUACAGUUUCAAUGACAAAUGACAGAACUGACGGCUGCACUGGAGGAGGAUGAGAAGCUACAAGGAGGCUGCAGAUGUGACAGUGAUAAUCAAGCUAAACAAAUCACUCCGAGGAAAGGAGACGUGCCAAGGAAAGGAGCUAAGGGAGUGUUAAUCAAAUCUUUGAAAUGAGGCUUCAUGAUGUGUGUGAUCAUAACUCCCCGCACUCAAUGGAGCCAAGUCUGCAUUGAAGCUUGUGUGAUUAUUAUUUUUCACAGGGAGUCAGAGAUAUGGUCAGCAUGGCCACAUACAGUUCAGUAUAUGAGUAUAGCAGCAGGAGGUAGAGUACAGUUUAUUGCUCAAGUUAUCCUCUAACUGAUAGUGUGUGCUCUGCAUCAUUUUCCUAAAUCUCCUUUAAUAUAUUCUAACUAUGCAGAAAAACAAUGAGCUGCUGAAAGUCACCAGGUUUUGCUGCACUUAUUAAACUAUUCAGUGUAUCUGAGUUGGGCUCAUUUAACUCAGCGUGUACAUUUUAUCGUACUGAAGGUUGAAGUGUGCAGUAUUUUUGUCUUUUGUUUAGUGUUCAUUCUGUUGCUGAUCUUAUUUGGGCAAACCACGCCUUUAAAUUAUGGUUAAAGUUGCCUAAUAAUUUUAUGCAGCUGCUUUUAAAUACAGUAUGAAUGUGGGCAUUUCUUCAGUGGUGUCAUCUUCUUGCUGGGUGUAAGAGAAAACGAUUUUCUUUGAUUGAACAGUGAAACUGCAAAUAAAAAUUAAAGCACUUGUUUAGA
Molecule: messenger RNA, 2676 nt
Organism: Toxotes jaculatrix (banded archerfish)
Lineage: Eukaryota; Metazoa; Chordata; Actinopteri; Toxotidae
Gene: mief2
Product: mitochondrial elongation factor 2
Exons: 10
Coding region: 383-1786 (467 amino acids)
Biological process (GO): positive regulation of mitochondrial fission; mitochondrion organization
Cellular component (GO): mitochondrial outer membrane
Source: RefSeq, a predicted model, not a curated record